Arachis duranensis is the source of this 2253-nucleotide messenger RNA. RefSeq names its product vacuolar fusion protein MON1 homolog. The record is from RefSeq and is a predicted model, not a curated record. Gene Ontology annotation, biological process: vesicle-mediated transport; protein targeting to vacuole. Lineage: Eukaryota; Viridiplantae; Streptophyta; Magnoliopsida; Fabales; Fabaceae.
GUUUGCAGUGUCAGCCAAACACAAAGCUACAAACACUGAACCCAGCACGUUGCCAUGAGAAGCCGAAUCACGAAGCCAACAACACAGCCGUAACCUCUUUUACAUCCGAUUCCAAAAUAUCGAAAUUCUCGCUCCAAUCUACUCAGAAUCGAAUCUGCAAUUUGCAAUGAGUGAGAUCACUUCACCUUCGCCGGAAAUUCAAUCCAAUUCGAGUUCUGCUAGCUCCGAUAACGACCCUGACCCUCCCAUCCACCUCCGGUUGCCUCCCCUCUCGUACUCCCUCUUCGACGCUGAACCCUCCGAACCAAACGGCGUCGUUCACGGAUCCGCUUCUUCUGAACCUCCAAAACCCUCGCAGUCGCACGAGGUUGUGAUUCGCGGCUCCUCCGAACCUCCCAGCCCUAGCAGCAGCGGUUACGCCGGGGAAAGAGGCAGCAGCAGCGCCACCAGCAUCUCCGCUGCCGAUGACCUAACUCACCACGAAAUUGAGGAGCUCAGCAUCCACGGAUGAUGCUUCCAUUUCAUGGAGGAAAAGGAAGAAGCAUUUCUUUGUUCUCAGUCAUUCUGGCAAACCUAUAUACUCUAGGUAUGGGGAUGAACACAAGCUUGCUGGGUUUUCAGCAACGUUGCAAGCUAUCAUUUCAUUUGUGGAAAAUGGGGGUGACCGUGUAAAAUUGGUGAGGGCCGGAAAUCAUCAGGUGGUUUUUCUUGUGAAAGGGCCUAUUUACUUAGUUUGCAUUAGCUGCACAGAAGAGCCUUAUGAGUCGUUAAGAGGGCAGUUGGAGCUUAUCUAUGGCCAGGUGAUUGUUAUACUGACAAAGUCAAUAAACAGAUGUUUUGAGAGGAAUCCAAAGUUUGAUAUGACACCCUUGCUUGGUGGAACAGACAUCGUCUUCUCUUCACUAAUUCAUUCUUUUAAUUGGAAUCCGGCUACAUUUCUUCAUGCUUAUACCUGUCUGCCCCUUACAUAUGCAACAAGGCAAGCUGCUGGUGCUAUCUUGCAGGAUGUUGUGGAUUCAGGUGUUCUGUUUGCAAUACUAAUGUGCAGGCACAAGGUAAUCAGUCUAGUUGGUGCACAGAAAGCCACACUUCAUCCAGAUGAUAUGCUACUGCUGGUCAACUUCAUUAUGUCAACAGAAUCCUUUAGGACAUCUGAAUCAUUUUCACCUGUUUGCUUGCCAAGAUACAAUCCUCUGGCAUUUUUGUAUGCUUACAUCCAUUAUUUUGACGAUGAUACAUACUUGAUGUUGCUGACCACUCGUUCAGAUGCUUUUUACCAUCUCAAGGAUUGCAGGAUUCGUAUCGAAACCGUCCUGUUGAAGUCCAAUGUCCUUAGUGAAGUUCAGAGAUCUUUGCUAGAUGGUGGAAUGCGUGUUGAAGAUCUGCCACCCUUACCUCCUCAUUCUGGAUCAUCAUCUCAUCUGGGCUAUCCCGGGCUUCCAACAGAUUCUCCUUAUAGAUCGAGGGAACCGGGUUCUGGCACUGGUGGUGCUGCUGGUUUGUGGCAUUUCAUAUACCGAAGUAUAUUUCUGGAUCAAUACGUAUCUUCAGAUUUCUCAUCACCAGUGAACAGUCCUCGGCAGAAGAAAAGGCUAUAUAGAGCUUACCAGAAGAUUUUUUCUUCAAUGCAUGAUAAAGGAAUUGGACCUAACAAAACUCAGUUUAGAAGGGAUGAAAACUAUGUUCUGCUCUGUUGGGUAACACAGGAUUUUGAGCUUUACGCUGCAUUUGAUCCCCUUGCAGACAAGGCCUUGGCAAUAAAGACUUGCAAUAGGGUUUGUCAAUGGGUAAAAGAUGUUGAAAAUGAAAUAUUUUUGCUAGGAGCUAGCCCCUUUUCAUGGUGACUUCCUAUGAAAUACUGUAAAGAUGUACGAUUUGUCAAGUGUCACGCCCACUCCCAAAAUGUUUCUUAAGUCGUCAUCAUCAGCUGUUAAGAGUAUAUGAACUAAAGGUGUUGCUGAAAUGAUGAUUCCUGUGCCUGCAUUAAUAUGGCACUCUUGUUUUGGGGGAACCAACAGCUUGCUCAUUACUUGCCACAGUACCGCAGUUUGGUUGUUAAGUCACUACAAAGUCUGUUAGUUGUAUAGCAUAUAGAUAGACUAUUGAUUCUAGUAGAUUAUUUUUGGGGAACUAUCUCACAAAUAAGCUUAUAUUCAAUUACAAUUUUGUUCCGGUUCCAUUCAUAGCACCUUUGUAUCAAUUUUUAGUUUGUACAAGCGAUGAGUAUUUUAUUCUGAUCCCUUUUAUAUAUCA